This is a messenger RNA of Anneissia japonica, 3246 nucleotides long. Its product is annotated as sialin-like. Bases 382 to 1644 code for a protein of 420 amino acids. Gene Ontology annotation, molecular function: transmembrane transporter activity. The record is from RefSeq and is a predicted model, not a curated record. Lineage: Eukaryota; Metazoa; Echinodermata; Crinoidea; Comatulida; Comatulidae. The transcript has 9 exons. Gene Ontology annotation, biological process: transmembrane transport; monoatomic anion transport.
UCGAAAACGUCGUUCAUGCGCACUUGUAUUCACAUUUCCAUCGAAGUUUUCGCUUAAGCGAAUUGGUAGCUCCGUUUCUACUUUUCGCGAAGCGAUUGGCAGUUCGAACUGUUUCUACAUUUUGCGAUGCGGAAAAAUGUGGUCAACCAAUCAGAGCUCAGGAACCAAAUAAAUUAUCCUAGCAGAAAACAGUCUUUAGAGUUGGCCUCUGUGCUGGAUUGUGAAAAAUGAAAGUGCUUAAGUAGGUAACUACAGGAAAGGCUGUACUUAGAUUGUGAAAAAGAAAACAACUUUGAGCAGACAACUAAGCAAGACUGUGCUGGAUUGUGAAGAAAGAAAGGGCUUUGUAGCAGGUUUAAUUUAAGUAUCGCCAUCACUGUGAUGGUGCGUCACAACACAAGUUUGACUGUUGGUAAAAUAGAGCUGCCACUUAACACCACAAAAAGCAACGACAAUAAUGUGCAAACUUUCGAUUGGGAUGAAAAAACACAGCAAAUGAUACUUGGAGCUUUCUUUUAUGGUUACGCAAUCAUGCCGAUACCCGGAAGUUGGUUGGCAGAACGUAUAGGCGGCAAACGAAUGAUUGGAUUUUCAAUUAUUUGUUCGAGUAUUCUAUCAAUCUUAAUACCAUGGGCAGCAGGAGUCAGUGUUGGCCUAGUUGUGAUAUUGCGAGGUUUAGACGGAAUGGUUCAGGGAAAUGUAAUACCUGCAACUGUCAUCUUACUGCAAAACUGGGCUCCGAAAGCUGAGUUAAAUACCAUAAUAUCAAUUGCUUUUGCAGGCAGUGUAGGCUUGAUUUUGGCUUUAUUUUGGACAGUGUUUGUAUACGAUACAGCAAACGAACAUCCAUGCAUAUCACAGAAUGAGCUCGCCUUGCUCGAUUCAAACCCAAGUCCAAUGGAAUCGGAUAUCAAAAUUAAAUCCGUUCCAUGGCUGUCCAUUUUUACCUCGCCACCAGUUUUGGCAAUCGUCAUAAGUUACUUUUCAUUCGACUUUGGCGUAUAUUUCUUCUUUACGGAUAUACCAACAUUUUUGUCCUCAGUUUUAGGAUACAAUUUUCAAACAGUUGGUGUUUUGGUUCUCCUAAUGUGUAUAUCUCAGUUUGUACCUGCUGUCCUAUAUGGGAAAUUCAUGGAUUUUCUUAUUCAACGUGAAUAUCUUAGCGCCUUAAAUACACGAAAAUUAUAUGCAGUUUUAUCACUUGGAAUACCAGCUGUCUGUCUUCUUGCUCUUGGAUAUGCUAGCAGUAAUGAAUACUUCAUGCAGUUUCUUAUUAUAACUACUUUUGGAAUUUAUGGAGUAGGGAAUUCCGUGCUUUCCAACCCGAUAGACCUUUCUCCAAUGUACUCUGGGAUAAUAACAGGUGUCGUAAUGACGAUAUCCAGUACUGCUGGUUUUAUUGGACCUUUCAUUGUUGGAUUAUUAACGCAAGAUAAUAAUGUGUUGGGACAAUGGUCCAUAAUGUUUACAAUAACUGCCGGCAUCCAGCUUUUUGGGAUGAUUAUUUAUCUAUUCUUUGCGCAAGUUGAAGAACAGGAGUGGUCAUGUACAGGAGCGGUUAUGCAUAAUGGUCAAAAACAGGAAAGGUCAAAUCUGAAAAUAAGUAAUGACGAAGAGAAAACAAGUUUAAUUAAUAAGAGAUAAUGCAGUUACACUAAAACUUGUUUGUUAAGAUUUUAGCGCCAGACGCAUGCACCAAUCCGAAAGCAAAUAGUGUAUAUUUUUUACUGGGUGUAGGCCAAAUAAUGAGUGCUUAGAGGCUCUGUUGGCAAUGAGCGCUAUGUAAGCCUAACAUAUUAUUAUAUUAAAAUAUAAUUUUUCCACUAACACGAUUUACACAUAUUGACAGAGGAAGAACAAUACAUGGCAGAAUUCAUUAUGAAAAAAAAUUGCAUUAGUACAGUUCAGUAUAAGGUAGCAGGGUGAUAAAGUUUAAAACUAGAUCAAUGUUUAACCGGACAGUGUAUCGGUGAUAUCAUACCGCUAGUUAAAAAAGUCAACAAUAGAUUGAAAAUAAUUGCGUACCGGCAAAUUAGAUACUUCAAGUCUAAAACAAAACAAUUAUCAUGUGUUCACUGGGGCUCUCAGUCAUAUUGGCUAUGCUAUCACAAGUUGGUAUUGGGGAGUUAUUAAUACUAAUAAGUUAAGAUUACAGUUUGUUCAAAACAAAAGUAUUCGUUUUAUUUCAAAGAAAGGCUCAUCAUUUUUUUGGUUAUAAGCCCACAAUAUUUACAGGAAAAUUUUACAAAACUUAGUCAUUCACAUAAUAGUAAAAUUUAAUAAUAGAAUUAUAAUAAAAAAGAUUUAAUCUUUUUAAAUUAUAAUUCUAUCAUUAUUUGGAAUAAUUUGUUCAAUAAGGUUAAAACUCAAAAUAAACUGUUAUACUUUAAUUGUAACGUUAAACAAUUUCUGAUUUGAUGGGUCUGUUAAUACUGUGUUAUGGUCUUGUUUCUGUUGUGGGGACAUCUACGGAAAAAAACCUCGGUCCUUAUAAGUCAAGUCCUUAUCCCCUGCAUUCCUUUCUUAUUUUUUCUGUCAACUGAAUUUUGUUUAUGUCUUGUUUUAUUAAUUGUAUUGUGAUGUAUUGGAGUUCCAUAAAUUACAAACAAACAUUUGCGUUCAGUAGUGGUGCAGUAUGCAGCAGGAAGUGAAACGCACCACUUCAGUGAGUGCCGCUGAUACAAAGGCAUAUUUUCACUAAAUAAUAAAAUAAAUAUAUAAAGUGAACUUGUGUACCUUAUCAAAAUUUAAAUCAAGCACUCCCCAAGGUGGCUGUCCCCUUGCUUGCUCUCACUGGUGUCUUCCCUGUCUUUAUCUUAACUGUUGUAAACAGAGUCUUAUUUAGAAGGUAAUUUGUUUUUUGUUUACAAUUAAAAUAAUGACUUAAAGUAUUUCAAAAAUUAUAAAGAGGUGGCAAUAUUCAAUACUGUGCUGUAAACAUAAUCCUGUAUCAUUACAUAUUUGUGCUUCACAAACAUUGACUGAUUAUACAUUACGUACUGACAGCCUUACGAAAUAUUGUCUAUGGCCGGGCCUUCCAACUAAGAAAGCCCUUUCGAUAUUGUUGGUAAGUUUGGUUUUAAACAGCAUAUUUAUUUAUUUUACCAGCAUAAAAUUUCGGUCAUAUAUUCAAUAUUAAAAAUUUCAGUCCCAUUCUCCGUUUAAUUUGUGGUUUACUGAUUUGCAUCUUAAGGUGGAACUCGUGUGGUAGUUUAGAAAAUCAUUAAAGUUGACAAAUAAAUGAAA